Molecule: messenger RNA, 225 nt
Organism: Purpureocillium lilacinum
Lineage: Eukaryota; Fungi; Ascomycota; Sordariomycetes; Hypocreales; Ophiocordycipitaceae
Source: RefSeq, a predicted model, not a curated record
AUGCUUCGUUGCCCCACUUCGACCGCCUUGGCAAAAGACCAUUCUGCGGCUCUGUCAAGAAGCGUACAUAAUAGGGAGGCAGCAAUGUGCUGUUGGCUCAGUUGUGCAGAAGUUGACCCUCUGGAAACGCUGGAGGCUAAUCUUCGCGUGGGCACGUUGUACAAAGUUCAACCCUGUCACCAGCCAACGCAUAAGCGCAUGACUCUUGAUCUGUCUGUUGGAUGA